Messenger RNA from Cyphellophora europaea CBS 101466, 1326 nucleotides. RefSeq lists its product as uncharacterized. NCBI's taxonomy places the organism in Eukaryota, Fungi, Ascomycota, Eurotiomycetes, Chaetothyriales, Cyphellophoraceae. Gene Ontology annotation, molecular function: hydrolase activity. The transcript has a single exon. The record is from RefSeq and is a predicted model, not a curated record. Bases 1 to 1326 code for a protein of 441 amino acids.
AUGGCCGACGCCAGUACGACCGCCAACGAAGACUCCUUCUUCACGGACUUCAUCAGUAAGCACCGACCCGACCUGAAACCGUACGAAGAGCUCUACAAGCACCUGCACCAACACCCGGAGCUCUCCACACAAGAGAAAGAAACCGCCGCCACCAUCGCCUCCCACCUCGGCAAGCUGUCCAGCAGCCACGACAAUGCCUUGGACAUCCGCACCGACAUCGGCGGCCACGGCUUGAUCGCCAUCCUAUCCAACGGACCAGGCAGCACAAUCCUCCUGCGCGCCGACUUCGACGCCCUGCCCGUGCAGGAGAAGACGGGCCUCCCCUACGCCUCGACCGCCACGCAGGUCGACAAGCGCGACGGCCUCACCAAGCCCGUCAUGCACGCCUGCGGCCACGACUUCCACGUCACCUCGCUGCUCGCGUGCGCCGAGACCCUCCUCACGUCCCGGGCCCGUUGGAGCGGCAAAGUCAUCUUCCUCUUCCAGCCGGCCGAAGAACGCGGCUCGGGCGCGCAAGCCAUGGUCGACGACGGCCUCUACACGCCCUCCAAACACAACUGCCCCGUCCCCGACGUCGUGCUCGGCCAGCACGUCUUCCCCAUGCGCGCGGGCCACGUGGGCACCAAGCACGGCGUGGCCAUGACCGCAGCGGACUCACUGAAAAUCACCGUGCACGGCCGCGGCGGCCACGGCUCCAUGCCGCACCGCACCAUCGACCCCGUGGUCAUCGCGGCCUCGAUCGUCGUCAAACUGCAGACCGUGGUGAGCCGCACCGCGCCCCCCAGCGAACUCACCGUCCUCACCGUGGGCAGCCUGCGCGCGGGCGAGGCCGAGAAUGUGAUCCCCGCGCUCGCGGAGAUCAAGUGCAACAUCCGCACCACGAGCGACGGGAACCGCAGGCGGGUGCGCGCCGCCGUCGAGCGCGUCGUGAAGGGCGAGUGCGUCGCUGGAGGGUGCGAGCAGGAUCCCGAAUUCGAGUACCUCAACGGGUUUCCCCUGACGCUCAACGACGCCGACACGGUCGAGAAACUGAGCAGUGGCAUGCAGGCGCAUUUCGGGGAGCGGUACGACAGGGACAUGGCGUUCGCGCUGGGCAGUGAGGAUUUCGGGAUUUUGGGCAGCAGCGUCGAUCGGCCGUACUGUUUCUGGUUCUUUGGCGGGCAUGAGGGGGAGGAGUGGGAUCGGUUGGAGGAGGAGGGGAGGCUGGAGGAGAAGGUGCCGACGAAUCAUAGUCCGUUUUUUGCGCCGGUGUUGCAGCCGACGUUGACGACGGGCGUGGAUGCUAUGGUCGUGGCGGCCAUGUCGUAUUUGAGGAAGAAGGAGUAG